AUGAGCCUGUUCAAGAAGAAGGGCACCGCCCGCAAGCUCAGCUUCAGCCCCGAUCCCUCGUCGUCGUCCCCCUCCUCCUCCGCCGCCCUUGAUGCGGCUGGCCCACACCUCGCCUCGCCGCCUCCCUCGCCCUACGAGCCGUCCCUCCACAUCGACGACUUUGGUCGGCCCGUCACCCAGCCCGCGUUCGCCGCCGCCGCCGCAGGAGGAGGCGCCAGCCCGCGAUUCGGCGACGGCUACGGCGUCGGCGACGACCUCGACACGGCCCAGCCCGCCGAGAUGCAGCUCUUGUACGGCUACACGCCCAUCGCCACCACGCUCGAGCUCUCCAUCGUCAAGGUCGACAAGGUCGUCGCCGCGUGCGCCGACGAGAUCCGCCGCCGAGGACUCGACACGCCCCUCAUCAUGUCGAGCAUGGCCCUCGACAUCUCGCUCGACGGCGUCUGCUCCCUCAUCCGCUCGUACCUCGACGACUCGGUCGACUGGGCUCGAGAUCUUGGCUUGGCGCACCCGCUCUCGGUCGGCGCCUUCAUGAAGUGGGCCUUGGCCCGACUCGUCAACGAGCGCGGUCGGCGAGGGUUCCUGUCGGCGGCCGCGUACGAGGCGUUCCGAUCCGCAGAACGAGCCAGCAACUAUUCGCCGACGUCGUGCACGCGGCACCUCAUCUCGUCCCUGCCCCCGUCCAACGGUCGGCUCCUCACCAACCUCCUGUCGCUCUUCUCGAGCAUCGCCGCGCACAGCGCCGCCAACGGCAUGCCCCCGAGGAAACUCGCCUCGCUCUUCUCGCCCUACGUGUUCGGCCUCGCCGACGACCGCAGCUUUGACGAGACGUACCGCGAGUGGCAGCGCGCGACCGACGCCCUCGAGCACAUCCUCCUCGCCUUCAUCCGCGACCAGCAGGCCCAGGGCCAGCUCCCGACCUUCCUCGAGCGCUACGUCGCCGGCUACCCGGACAUGCUCAACGUGUCGUACUCGGGCGCGCCGCCAAAGGUCCCGGCGGGCGCGAGGAUCGAGGAGGUGACGCGGGUCAAGCGCGUGACGAGAUUCCACACGGUCAACCUCAUCAAGCAGGGCGCGAGCUGGGACGUCCCGCACUCGAACGACUGGCAGCUCUUCUUCUCGCCGGGCGCGUCGCUGUCCGCCUCGACCUCGUCGACCGCAUCCACCUCGGCCUCGUCCCCCGACCGACCCGUCUACACGCCGUCGUACCGCCACCUCCUCAACAUUCGCUCGUCGGCGGCGCACGGCCUGGUCGACGACGACGACGAGGGCGAGCUGCAGCGGCAUAAGACGGCCGUCGAGAAGGACUGGGCCAAGUUCGGCGAGAUCGGCUUCUCGGACGUCGACGAGAAGAAGCUCGAGUUCGACUUGACCGAGGGCGAGCGCGAGGCGUUCAAGCGCAAGCGGGACACGAUGGACUGGAGCACCUUCGAGUCGGCGGGCUUCCAGCACGAGAUGUUCGCGCCGGGCCACCUCGUCUUCCACCACACGCUCAAGCACCAGCUCGCGACGUGGCCCUCGUCGGCCAAGGUCCUCGACCAACGCCUGCGUCAAGCCGAGCAGGCCCUGCCGGCCUUCCCGUACGACACGACGCCUCGAGAAGAGGGCCGCAUCACGGUCGACGCGGGCUUUUUCGAGGCGUGGGCCGACGUGCUCGUCGGCGGCGGGUGGGCCAAGGACGAGCUCAAGGAGAGCAGCUGGGCGCUCGUCCAGUGGAAGGCGCGGCCUCGGGACGGUACGGUGCCGGUGAGGGCGGGUGCAGGAGCAGGAGGGGACCCGAGGAUCGAGGAGAGGUGGGUGCUCGUCGAGGAGUUUGUGCCGCGCGAGUAUCGGGACGCCCUUCUCGCCGACCCCAAGGUCAAGCUCAAGGAGAGCCGGCGCAUCUCGUUCAUGCGCGCCGUCCGCCGGCGCGGCUCGUUCGUCAAGGACCCUUCCUCGACCUCGUCGCCUACCCCUGACGCCAAACCCGUCUCGUCCUCGUCCCACUUCCUCGCUGCGCCUCUCUCGUCCUCGCAGUCGCGGCGAGAACCGACCCUGCGCCCCAUCGACGAGGCCAUCUUCGACCCGAAGAACGACGUCGAGACGAAGCUCAUGUCGCUGUCGGACGUGCACCUCGCGCCGCGGGCGACCGGCGCGACGUCUCGCUAUGCCCCGUCGACGUCGUACGCGCCUUCGGUCGUCUCGACCGCUCGAGCCGCAGACGGGCACUCGUCGACCAUCUUCGGCCGCGACGGCGCGUCGGUCGAGCAGCCGCACCAGUCGACCCGUGCGUCUCCUGUACCGCACAGCGGCGAGCACGACGAUCUCGGCGCGCGACUCGGUCCGCGACUCGGCUCGCCGAGCGCGAGCGCGAGCCCGUACGGCGCUCGAGUGGCCCCGCAGCAGGCGCCAGCGCCGACGGGCAGCGCGAGCCCGUUCGCCGCCGCACCAGUCGGGUACAGCAAGCCGGACAAGAAGGAGAAGGGCGGGUUCCUCAAGCGCAUGAACACCAAGAAGGUCGCCGAGGGCAUGAACCGCCUCUGGCGCGGGCCCAACGGCACAGCGGCGCCGAGCGACCGGUCGCCGCCAGCAGCUGCGCCAGUUCUCGCGUCGAGCGCGCCUUACCCGACAUACGGUGGCGCCGGGGCGAUCGGCGCCGCCUCUUCUGCCUCGCCCGUUCCUGCGCUCGCACCUCCUGCACCUCCAGCAGCGCCGCAGCCGGCCGCGCCGCAGCUCGAGCACGGCCACUCGUACUCGGUCCCGCUACCCGGAGCUCCACUCGCCCUCGCCCCUGUCGCCGCUCGCCCGUCCGGUUCGUCGCCGCUCGCGACGGCCGGCGACGACGCCUCGCCCUACCUGUCGCCGUCAGCCGGCGCCACUUCGUCGCCGUUCGACAACGGCUACCGCCAGUCGAUCCAGUCGACGGCCUCGGGCAACCCGUACGACGGCCUUGACGACACGGACGCGAGCGUCGGCGGGACCGAGACCGAGGCCGACGUCGACGGCGCCGAGGUCGGCGAGGUCCUCUUUCGUGGGUCGAGGUCGUUCCCAGACGGGCUCGACGACGUCGCCGAGGGCCGCAGACCGAGUGUGACGAGCGUCGACACGGUGCAGCAUGCGCAACCGCAGCCGCAAACCCGCACGCUGUCCACCAGUGCUCGACUCGCGCCCGCCGCCCAGUUCGCGAGCCCGCCGCGGCACGCCUCGCUCCCCGACUCGCCCAAGCCUGAUGCAGACGCUCCUUACGACCCGCACGACUCGCGCUUCCCCUCGGCGCGCUACGCGUCGGGCACGUCGCAGCUCACGCAGCGCGUUGCGGGCAUCGUCGGCCUGUACGAGCAGCGUGACCGCGAGGCUGUCGCGCACGGCUCGCCGCCUCAAGGAGGGGAGGACGUGCGCCUGACCCAGUUCGGGUUCGGCGAGGGGGCAGCGCCGACGCGGGCGUAG
This is a messenger RNA of Rhodotorula graminis WP1, 3426 nucleotides long. RefSeq lists its product as uncharacterized. The transcript is spliced from 9 exons. The record is from RefSeq and is a predicted model, not a curated record. The coding region runs from base 1 to 3426 and encodes 1141 amino acids. Gene Ontology annotation, biological process: signal transduction. NCBI's taxonomy places the organism in Eukaryota, Fungi, Basidiomycota, Microbotryomycetes, Sporidiobolales, Sporidiobolaceae.